CGACUGUUAGAUUCACUCAGCGAAAAACUUUUCCGGCGAAGGUAACACCACGGCGGCGUAUAAACCGGCGGAGCUUGGAGAUGUUUCUAAUUCCAGCUACCUUCUAGCAGAGGCUAUGUCCGAUUUAAGGAGAGCCAAGGAGACAAGUGUAUCUACGAGAAAACUCAUUGCUAGAGAAAUGUCGAAAGAGGUUGAAGAUAGACAGAGUUCUUCUAGUAAUGUGGUUGCUAAAUUAAUGGGUCUAGAGACAGAUGAACCACGGAGCAGAUCCAGAAGCUCUUCACGCUGUUCGUUGAGUUCUGUGGAUAAUCUGCACCAUGGAGAAUUCGAAGAUGGAUAUGAAAUCUGGGAGUCUAUGAACCUUUCAAGAAAAGGAAAGUUUGAUGGAAGCAUGAGUAGUGAUAAACCGUUGGAUCUUGUUCGUCGAAAUUUCAUGGAAGCGAAACGCUUGGUAACCGAUGACAAGCUUCACAGGUCCAAGGAGUUCCAAGAGGCUCUUGAGGUUUUGAGUUCCAACAAAGAUUUAUUCGUUAAGUUUCUCCAGGAAUCAAAUUCUUUGUUUUCUCAGCAUCUUUCUGAAUUCCGGCAUGUUCCUCCUCAUCCAGAGGCUACGCGCAUUACGGUGUUGAGACCUGCAAAGACCGUUGAUGCUCAGAAAUGUGUGGUUCAAGAUAGCAGGAGCAAGCAGAUUAAGAAAUCAGCUUCUUCGAAUCAGGAAACUGGAUGGAUCGAUGCUGCGCAGCCAACUCGAAUAGUUGUCUUGAAGCCUAGUCCAGGGAAGGCUCUAGAUAUAAAGGCUAUUGCUUCUUCAUCACUUCCUUCCUAUUUUGAUGAGUCUGGAGACGCUGAGACUAGACAAGUUGCAAAGGAAAUUACACGUCAAAUACGUGAAACUUUUAGGGGACACUGCAGGAACGAGACUCUUUCUUCUUCUUCUUCUUCUUCUUCUUCUGGUUCUUCUGUCUUGUCCAAGGCUUAUAUCGGUGAUGAUGGUUCGUUAAACAGGUCGAAUAACGAAUAUCCAGUGGGGAACAUUAGCAACUCUGAGACCAUGUCACCAUCCUUUAGGCAUUCAUGGGACUGUGCGAAUAGGAUUGAGAGUCCUUUAGCUUCUUCUUUGUUCAGCCGAGCCUCGUUUUCUCCAGAGUCAUCUGUCUACAGAGAGGCAAAGAAACGGCUUUCUGAGAGAUGGGCAAUGAUGUCACUAAACGGAGACACACAGCAACAAAAAAACUUCCCAAAGGCCUCAACCGCCUUAGGCGAUAUGCUUGCACUCUCAGAAACGAAAGCAAAACAAGAAUCGAGAAGAUCAAUAUCAUGUAUAGGCAGUGGUCUAGAUCAAGUAGAAAGCGCAAGCGAUUCUUUGAAUACCCUUGAAAGGUCAAAAUCAGUCCCUGAGAUUAGACUCAGUGGUGGAACGUCUGUUUCAGGGACUUCAAGAGCACAAGCUCACGGAGAGCUUACCGAGUCAAGAAGCUUGAAAUCAUCAUGGAAAGUUUCAAGCUUUUUCUUCUUCAGAAAUAAGAAAGCACACAAGGAGAAGACAGAUGUUCUGUCUAAAUUGGCUAUGCCCACUGAUGCAUUACAACGACAAAGUAUUUUUACAAGCAAGGGAGAAGUGACUGCACCGAACGAAAACCAAGACCAGCCGAGUCCGGUUUCGGUUUUACAGCAGCCUUUCGAAGAGGAAUAUGUGGGAAGAUCAGAACGUUCGGGGUCAAAAAAGCCAUGGACCAGUCAAGGAGAAGAAAUGUCUCUGAAAUCUAGUCUAAUCGACAAAUCACCUCCAAUCGAAUCAAUCGCUCGGGUUUUCUCAUGGGAAGAUGAGUCAUACAUAACUAAACCCGCAACGGGAAUCAAGGAAGAGGAAGACUGGUAUUACUUGAUCAAAACACUCUUAAAAGCGUCCGGUUUCAGGGGCAGUGAUCCGCUUAUGACUCGGUGGCACUCACCGGAUUGCCCUUUGGACCCAUCAUUAAGAGACACAUUUGCCAACAAAGAACUCGUCAAACGCAGGAAACAGCGGUCAAACCGCAAGCUUGUGUUUGACUGCGUCAAUGCCAUCAUAACAGAGACAACAUCAGCAGCAGCAGGCGCGGAGACCUCGGGAUUUGACAUGCUGGAACAUGUUUGGACAGAGUUAAAGGACUUGGCGGUUCAGGACUCUAACAGCUUGGAAGGAGAAAGUGUGUUGAGGGACGAGGUUGUCGGAAAAAUGUGGAGUCGUAAUUCGCAAGCCGAAGUGAACAACUUGGGGAUUGAAAUUGAAGUGAUGUUGUUGCAAGAGCUUGUUCAAGAGGCAGUCUUCGAUCUUACUCGAUGAAACAAUGUAUAUAAUUUAGUAGUCAACAAGUGUUUUGUUUUCAUGAAACAUAUAUAUAUCAUCAUAGAUGAAAUAGUUUAACCAAGACUAUACAUUUACAUCCUUUUCGGAUGCCCAAUUCAGAUAGUUAAAUUCA
Molecule: messenger RNA, 2459 nt
Organism: Eutrema salsugineum
Lineage: Eukaryota; Viridiplantae; Streptophyta; Magnoliopsida; Brassicales; Brassicaceae
Exons: 4
Coding region: 116-2323 (735 amino acids)
Source: RefSeq, a predicted model, not a curated record